Molecule: messenger RNA, 1711 nt
Organism: Salarias fasciatus (jewelled blenny)
Lineage: Eukaryota; Metazoa; Chordata; Actinopteri; Blenniiformes; Blenniidae
Product: SHC-transforming protein 4-like
Exons: 14
Coding region: 62-1711 (549 amino acids)
Biological process (GO): cell surface receptor protein tyrosine kinase signaling pathway; intracellular signal transduction
Cellular component (GO): plasma membrane
Molecular function (GO): receptor tyrosine kinase binding
Source: RefSeq, a predicted model, not a curated record
AUUAUGAGAGAGCAAGCCUCGUCCAGGUUUAAAUCACAGGCAGGACUCUCAUCAGGCAGGUAUGCUGAAGCGCACCAAGUACAGUCGACUGCGCAACGACUCGCUGACGUCUCUGGAGGAUCCUCCUCAGAGGAUGCUGCCCGUGGCCACUGACCUCUGCCUGGACUCAGAUUUUGCUCAGCUGGACCCGGAGACACCUGCGCCCCACGGACCCUCCACUCUGAGGGACUUCAUCCCCCGUGUGGCCAACAUCCGACUGCAGAGUCCUCUUUUCCUGAGGGGCCUGAGGGGGCAGGCCGAUGCAUCCCGAGGCAAAAGCAUCCCGGGAGACACUAAAAAACCCCUGACCCAGACAGAGUGGAACUCAGGAAACGCUGAAAGAGUUUGCACUUCUCUCAAUGUGCCUCUGUCCCCUGAACAAAACCUGAUUCACCCGGCUCUGCGAUGCACGAAGCGACCCAUCACCCUGCAUCGGAUGGCCAGCCUGCCCUGGACCCCCGGCUGCCCUCCCUGCUCCCAGCAGAGCGGAGCUUCCUCUGCCGCCGAUGGCUGUACUGUAGCGGGGACAGACGGCCGAGUGGUUCACCAUCAUAUGAAGUACAUGGGCAGCGUGGAGGUGACCCAGUCCAUGAGAACUCUUGACUUCAACACAAGAAUGCAAGUCACAAGAGAAGCAAUCAGCAGACUGUGUGAGACGACAUCUGGAAAAGCAUCAGUGAAAACUAAAAGGCCUGUGUGUAAGGGCCUAUCUGCUGUUCUGGGUCAAAUCAACCUGCAGUUUUCUGGGAGCAGGAUCAUCCUCACCGUCUCCACAGACAGUCUGACUCUCAUCUCGGCCUCCUCCUUGCAGAAGCUGGCCUACCACCCCAUGAGGGCCAUUUCAUUCGCCUCCGGAGGAGACCCGGACAUGGCAGAUUACAUUGCAUAUGUUGCAAAGGACCUUAUGAAUAAAAGAGCCUGCCACAUCCUGGAGUGUCCUCCGGGCCGGGCCAGCGAGGUCAUCAGCAGCAUCGGUCAGGCCUUCGAGACUCGCUUCCGCCAACUGCUCAGCCAGACUCCCUCUCUGCUGACAUCCAGCCCCAGGUCGGCAGUGACAGUCUGUGACAAAUGGCUCCAGGAUGAGCCGAUAACAGACCAAACAGACCAGCAGCUCCAGCGUGUCAGAGGGCAGCACGACUACUACAAUGUGAUCCCAGGAAAGACGCCCCCUGCUGGGGGAGUGGAGGAUGUACGGAUCACCCAGGAGGAGGGCAGACAGGAUGCUGACAUUCAGGAGGUCUGCCUGUCUGGCCCUGCUUCACUGUAUGAGAACUGCGCCUUCACAGAAGGAGCUCUGGCUCCACCUGCAGUGGACGCCAGUGCUGAACAGAGUUUGUCUUUCUUUGAGAUCCACGAUCAAGAUUUGAUCCAGGAAGAAGGCUGGUUUCAUGGCAGGCUAGAGAGGAAGCAGGCGGAGUCCCUCCUCACCUGCAGCGGGGAUUUCCUGGUCAGAGAGAGCAGCUCGGCCUCCGGUCAGUACGUCCUCAGUGGCAUGGAGGGAGCGACGGUGCGGCACCUGCUGCUGGUGGAUCCACACGGACAGGUGCGGACCCGGGACCAGGUGUUCCUGAGUGUGGGCCACCUGGUGCGUUUCCACAUGGAGAGCCAGAUGCCCAUCGUCUCCGGAAGCAGCGAGCUGUGUUUGAAAAAGCCAAUCUUACAAACACAGUAA